Molecule: messenger RNA, 3983 nt
Organism: Scomber japonicus (chub mackerel)
Lineage: Eukaryota; Metazoa; Chordata; Actinopteri; Scombriformes; Scombridae
Gene: slc71a1-2
Product: major facilitator superfamily domain containing 14A2
Exons: 12
Coding region: 125-1597 (490 amino acids)
Biological process (GO): transmembrane transport
Cellular component (GO): membrane
Molecular function (GO): transmembrane transporter activity
Source: RefSeq, a predicted model, not a curated record
GCUGGCUACCUGGAGCCGACUGGCGAGGUGUUGUGAGAUUAGUAGCAGAAAUCUGUAGGUUAGAUUUACUUUUUAGUAGGUGCGACGAUGACCCUCUGACACCAAGGAUGGACAUAAGUUAACAAUGACGGGGGAGAAAAAGAAGAAAAAGCGGCUGAACCGCAGCAUUCUUCUAGCAAAGAAAAUUAUAAUAAAAGAUGGAGGAAGUCCUCAGGGAAUCGGUGAGCCCAGUGUGUACCAUGCUGUGGUGGUCAUCUUCCUGGAGUUUUUUGCAUGGGGUCUGCUCACCACCCCGAUGCUCUCGGUCUUACACCAGACAUUCCCCCAGCACACAUUCCUGAUGAAUGGGCUAAUUCAUGGUGUCAAGGGCCUAUUAUCAUUUCUGAGUGCUCCGCUGAUCGGAGCUUUGUCAGACGUAUGGGGACGCAAGUCUUUCCUGCUGCUAACAGUCUUCUUCACGUGUGCGCCCAUUCCACUGAUGAAGAUCAGCCCAUGGUGGUACUUCGCAGUCAUCUCCAUGUCCGGCGUCUUUGCCGUCACCUUCUCUGUGAUCUUUGCCUAUGUGGCGGACAUCACGCAGGAGCAUGAGAGGAGCACAGCAUACGGUUUGGUAUCGGCUACCUUUGCGGCCAGCCUGGUUACCAGCCCGGCCAUCGGAGCCUACCUAUCUGUGGCCUAUGGGGACACCUUGGUGGUGAUCUUAGCCACAGCCAUCGCCCUGCUCGAUAUCUGCUUCAUCCUGGUGGCCGUACCGGAGUCGCUGCCGGAGAAGAUGAGGCCAGCGUCGUGGGGAGCGCCCAUCUCCUGGGAGCAGGCGGAUCCUUUCGCUUCUCUGCGUAAAGUGGGUCAGGACUCCACGGUGCUCCUCAUCUGCAUCACAGUGUUUCUCUCCUACCUCCCCGAGGCCGGCCAGUACUCCAGCUUCUUCCUCUAUCUCAGACAGGUCAUCGGCUUCUCGUCAGAGACAGUGGCUGCCUUCAUCGCUGUUGUUGGGAUCCUUUCAAUACUAGCUCAGACGGUGGUGUUGGGCAUCCUGAUGCGUUCAAUAGGGAACAAAAACACAAUCCUGCUGGGCCUCGGUUUCCAGAUCCUCCAGCUGGCGUGGUACGGGUUCGGCUCUCAGCCCUGGAUGAUGUGGGCAGCUGGAGCCGUCGCAGCCAUGUCCAGCAUCACUUUCCCCGCCAUCAGCGCCAUCGUGUCCCGUAACGCAGACCCAGACCAACAAGGUGUGGUCCAGGGGAUGAUUACAGGAAUCCGGGGCCUCUGUAACGGUUUGGGUCCCGCUCUAUACGGUUUCGUCUUCUACUUGUUCCACGUGGAGCUCACCGACACGGACGGCUCUGAUAAAGGUGCCAAACCCAACAUGGUCAACCCCACUGAUGAGAGUGCCAUCAUCCCAGGACCUCCCUUCCUGUUUGGUGCAUGUUCAGUGCUGUUGUCUCUGCUGGUGGCCCUGUUCAUCCCGGAGCACACGGGGCCCGGCAUGCGGCCCGGAGCCUAUAAGAAGCACAGCAACGGGGCACAGAGCCACUCCCACAGCCCCCAAGGCAGCGGAGCAGAGGGCAAGGAGCCGCUGCUGGAGGACAGCAGUGUAUAACCUAAGCUAAGGGGGGCAGACACCCUUUGCUCCACCCCAUGACCCCCGCACACAUGGAGAGAUACACACUUUUUUUUUUUUUUUUUACCACACGGACACACUUGCACCUCAGGCACACAUCAGACUCGAGUGCAGCCAAAAGGUGUUUGUGUCCGUGUGUUUGUGUCCACGGCACAAAAGUGGGCGCUCCUUCCUCGGCAGCCCCUUUUUCAGUUUUAAACCAGGGUUUUGUGAGGACUCCUUAAAAGACCCUGUAUGAUGAGAGUGUGUUGAGUAUUUUUUCGGGCUGCAGUGGAAAGGUGUGUAUGUGUGUGUUCAGGGAGUGACUCAGCUGAGCUGGACUCUAAUCCUUGGUUUCUGUAAAGUGGCAACAGAGUGGAGCAUACAACAGCUUGCCCCCCUCCUGGUGCAAACCGAAGUGAUUCUGGUUUAGAGUGUGAGUGGGGUAAAAUCCCCAUUGUUACUAAAUCCCUGUGUGAUUCUUCAUAUUCCUCUGUAGCCAGUGAAGUGGCAACUUUUGUCUGUUUGUCCAGCAGGAGUGUAACAAACAGUUGGUUGCGCACUUGUUUAAUGGUCUUUCACAAGCUAACUUCUGUUUUGAUGCUUUUCAUUGAGACUUGAGCUCCUGUUAAAGCAUCCAAGAAGGGAACACAGUUCUUCCUCUGUAUGCACAGCAACUGUAUGCCUGUGAGAGGAGUCUCUGCAAACCAGUCUUGGAGACGUGCUGCCUAAUUUAGGUUAGGAUGGGUCAACCGGAUCAGAUCGAAACAAAAUAACAGUUGGACUUUUGUCUGCCUGAGUAUAAUUUCUUUAAAUGUCACACUUCUUACAGAGAGGAGUGUAGGAGAGAGACCACUUUGUUAGCUGAAACUGUUUUUCAAUGUUUACUUGCCAUUCUCUAGAUUAGUAGUACAGUUUGGGUUGUAUAUUUUUCUCUGUUCCAACUGAAGGCUAGUUGUGCUUCAAGUUUUUAUUCAAGAAACAAAUGUUGCCUUGAAGUGACUUAAUAUAAACAUAUAAAUAUAUAAAUAUAAAUAUAUAUAUAUAUACACAGUAUAUAUAUACAUAGACAUUACGUAACCUGUAUGAAGACCAAGGUCUGAGAAGGCUGUAAUCUUACACUAUCGCUCCCAUCGGAGCCGUUACAAACUUUUUAUUCCUUUAGUUUUCAUGCCCUUCCUGUUACUUUGUUUCCUGACAUUUAUCACCAUCAGGGUUUAAGGCUUACAGAACCAUGGUUUUAUUUUAAAAGCCUCUGGACCACUUCAAGCUAGAGUGUUGCUAUCAGCACAGAGUCUUUGAAUUAAUAUCAUUAGUUUAAAACAAAAUAUCAGUCACGCUGCGGUAGAAAACUCAAAGGUUAAGUGUGAUGUAAUGUGGUGGAUGAAGAUUUCUACAGUAGUAAUUGGAUAUUUAGUAGAAAACGGUUUCCCUUAUGUUUAAGCUGCCACGCAAAUGGUUAUUAACAGACACCAACGCGAUUCACAAGAGAUGGCAGAGACGUUUUUUAGAUGUGAAGCACCUCAUCGAGCUGGCUUGUAACUCAAAAACUCACGUUUAGCAGGCUGCAGAUUCUCCAUCAGGCCAGUUUUACACAUGUCAGCCUGUGUGCCACCUGUUGAAAGGAAAGUGACAGAAGUGUUUCAGACUUGCAGAUGUUGAGAUGUUUAUUUUACCAGCAGGAAGCAAAGAAAUAAGAAGCUGCUCCAAUUUUAACAGAUGCCCUAAAUACAGGCAGUGUCACAGUUAUUACAGCUGCAGUUGUAGUAUUUUCAAAAGCAGAUGUUUUUGAGAGUUAUUGGAAGUUUUUACAUUUUGCACCUGAUGGCUAAAGUAACAAACAAAUGUAGCAUCAUGAUAUCACAGUAACACCCAGUAGAAAUGAAAUCUAAAGCAACCAAGACCUUAAUGCCACUCAGAGCAUUGUGUAGUUGUCCCAGCAGCAGUUAUCAGUAAAGAUUAUCAGGUUAAUUAAAUGCAAACUCUCACAAGAAACAUCUGUCACAUUGUCUGAAAGUCUGUAUUUGAAUUUGCAGCUGCUGUUACUUUUCUUGCCAGGAGGUGGCGCAGGUUGACCUGUUGGAGCUGCAGCAUCCUAACUAGAAGAUUUUGGCUGCACCUUUUUUUUUUGUCUUUUUUUUUUUGUGUGGUGCUUCGCAUCAGUGACACUGUGUUCCCUUAUUCACAUAGUGUGUUUAGCAGCUGGUAAAUUAUUCAUGUCGCAAUUUGUUUGAUUUCUAAAAUGUCUCAAGUGCAUUUAAAUAACCAAAUUACAACCUGAUAUGGAUUAGAAGCUAACAGUGGGCUUUCAUGCUGUUUGACAUCUAUUGGAACUGAAGUGUACGUCAGAUAUUUUGUGCCAAUUAUUAUUAUUAUUAAUUUCUUU